Messenger RNA from Lithohypha guttulata, 2880 nucleotides. RefSeq lists its product as uncharacterized. The transcript is spliced from 2 exons. The record is from RefSeq and is a predicted model, not a curated record. NCBI's taxonomy places the organism in Eukaryota, Fungi, Ascomycota, Eurotiomycetes, Chaetothyriales, Trichomeriaceae. Gene Ontology annotation, molecular function: oxidoreductase activity; iron ion binding; adenosine deaminase activity. Gene Ontology annotation, biological process: inosine biosynthetic process; adenosine catabolic process; lipid biosynthetic process. Bases 1 to 2880 code for a protein of 959 amino acids.
AUGGCUGGUUAUGCAAUGGCUUACCUCGAUCCUCCAGAGAUGGUUGGUAAAGAGCAGUAUGAUAUUGCGGUCUGGGCAAGAAGAAUCAGGAUUGGAGAAAUAUACCUGCCUCGAGCACUGGCCCUUGUUGGUCUGAAUGCGCCAAAGCUUGCUAAUCAGCUAUACGCCUCUUACCCGACACUAGCAAGUGCCCUGGCUGGUGGACAGUACGCGUUCAGUGGAUUUGCGCUUUGGGAGACGACAUUAGCCAAAGUCAUCUACCAUGUUGGCAUUCCUUCUAUCCAGUUCGCGAUUGCCAUCACGAUAGUAGACACAUGGCAGUACUUCCUCCACCGAGCCAUGCAUAUGAACAAGUUCCUCUAUACUUGGCUUCACUCGAGACAUCAUCGACUCUACGUUCCCUACGCUUACGGAGCACUCUACAAUCAUCCCGUUGAGGGCUUCGCACUGGACACAUUGGGAGCAGGCUUGGCAUAUCUGGUAACGGGAAUGUCUAUUAGGCAAGGUUUGGUCUUUUUCACCUGCUCUACGAUCAAGACAGUUGACGACCACUGCGGCUACGCUUUCCCUUGGGAUCCUUUGCAGCACAUCACCUCGAAUAAUGCCGCCUAUCACGAUAUCCACCAUCAAUCUUGGGGCAUCAAGACCAACUUCUCCCAACCAUUCUUCACAUUUUGGGAUCGUCUUCUCGGCACGACUUGGACUGGUGGCGAUGUUUCCUCCAGAUACGAGCGCGACAGGAUCUCUGCGCAGAAGAAGGUCGAUGCAGACAAGACCAAGUUAGAACCAUCAGUCACGAACUCGCCAGCGGUUGACCUAGCGAAGGCUCAAGAGCAAGCAGCACAAAGUCAGCAGUCAGUCAUGGAUGCAGAUGGUCCGGCACCAAUUGUAGAGGAACAACGCGAAGAACAAGAAAUAAGGAGAAAUCUUAGGAAGAGUCCGAGACGCCGGACAGGCACCUUCGACCCUAGAUCUUCUCUGGCCGCGAGUGUGCCGAGUUUGCACGGCCGCAGCACACCUAUAUUGCACGCGGAUGAAAAUGAAUCCAUCAGUUCACUGCAAGAAUGGGAAUUGGACGAGGGUGUCCCUCAGCGCGAGGACCCGUUCAUACAGAAAUACCUGAAUGGUCGUGCUGCACUCAUUGAACAGGAGAAGAAGCAACGACAUGAUCGGGCGUUCCAAGCGACUAUGACCCCAAUGGCAAAGCGGGCGGCCAAAAUUCUGCAGUCCAUUCGUAAGCGAGAAUUAAAGGAGAAAUGGACGAGUGAGUACGAGGAAAGUCUGGCGCAGCACAACGAUGGCAACCUCUAUCCGGGAAUGAUGUUCAGCUUGGCUAGGGAACGAGCUGAGUCGACUGAGCUCUGGCGCUGUCUGGAAAGGAUGCCAAAGGGGUGCUUGCUGCAUGCACAUAUGGAUGCUAUGUGCGAUGUUGACUGGUUGGUGGACGAGAACUUGCGAGAGCCUGGUAUUUGUAUGCUCGCGGCUGAGGCGUUGACUGUUGAGCGAAGACGAGAUGUUGGCCCAGGACGGUUGUCCCCGCCCAACUUUCAGUUACGGUUUUUCCCCGAAGCUGAAAUGACGAGAAUCGGUAAGACGAGCAAAAGUAUGAGUAUCUGGAAGAACAGCUAUGUGGCUAAUACGCCGAUACCGAUACGUGAAGCCCAGAGGAGUUUCCCUGAUGAUGACACCACGUUCAAGAAGUGGUUGGCGUCGAGGUGUCGCUUGACGCCUGAAGAGAGUUUACACCACCAUCAUGGCCUGGAUGCAAUCUGGCGACGCUUUCAAAGCACGUUCCCGAUAGUCGAGCAGCUACUCUUCUACGAGCCGAUCUUCCGAAGAGCGAUGCAGCGGAUGAUGACAGACCUGGCCAAAGACGGUAUCAUGUACGUGGACAUGCGGCUAGCGUUCCUCUUCCAGUUCUUUUCUACAGGCAAGAGCAAGCCCGAUGCUCCAGGAUAUAUGCACUUCUUCCAGGUAUGGGGUGAAGAGAUAGAAAAGUUCAGGAAGACUGAGUUGGGCAAGAACUUCAAAGGCUGCAGAAUGAUCUGGACGAUCAUAAGAGCUUUCGACAACCGGACGAUCGCAGAGAAUAUGAAGCAGUGUAUUGCCAUCAAGAAGAAGUACCCACACUUGAUAUGCGGUUUUGAUUGUGUUGGACAAGAAGACUUGGGACGAACGCUGGAAGACCUAACACCGUUAUUGUUCUGGUUCAAAAAGCAAUGCGCCGAAGCAGGAGUUGAUAUCCCGUUCUUCUUUCAUGCUGGAGAAUGCUUAGGAGAUGGAGAUAGCACAGACAACAACCUGUUUGACGCAAUAUUGCUAGGCACAAGGCGGAUAGGUCAUGGCUAUUCACUGUUCAAGCAUCCUCUGCUGAUUGACAUGGUCAAGGAGAAGAAGAUUCUUGUGGAAAGCUGUCCAAUAUCGAAUGAGGUCCUAAGAUUGUCGAGCUCGAUCCUAGGUCACACAUUGCCCGCACUACUAGCUCGAGGCGUUCCCGUAUCGCUCAACAAUGAUGAUCCCUGCCUGCUUGGCCACGGUCGAAACGGGCUGAGCCAUGAUUUCUGGCAGUCGUUCAUGGGCUUCGAGAACCUCGGACUCGAAGGGCUGGCAGCGAUGGCAGAGAACAGUGUUAGAUGGUGUGCUAUCGAAGAUCAAAAGCAGGCUGAUUGGCUGAAGGGGAUCAGCGAUGGGUAUUUGGGUAAGACGGUCAAGGCACAGAUGAUAAAAAGCUGGAGGACGGAGUUUGAGAAGUGGUGUCAAUGGGUCAUUAUGGAGUACCCGUUGGAAGCUGAAGAGUCUGAAGAGGAAGACGACGAUGACGAUGAGGAUGAGGACGAGGACGAAGAAGAGGAGGACAGCGAAGAUGAGGACGAGGAGUAG